CUAAAGAUGUUGUUGUUUUUUUGUAUUACAUUUUUAGAUAUAAAGAUGUAUAGGUUCACUCGAUCCGCCAUGAUGCAGCCCAUGAUCAACUAUGGCAUGGGAAUGGCUCCUUUCUUCAAGGUGACUGUGUUUGAGCAGGAACACUUCCAGGGAAAAUGUCAGGAGUUCACCUCAGAAUGCUGCAACAUCCAGGAGUGUGGCUUCGACAACAUCCGUUCUAUUCGCGUUGAGAGUGGCGCCUGGGUGGGUUAUGAGCACCACGACUUCCAGGGACAGCAGUUCAUCCUGGAGAGAGGAGAGUAUCCUCACUGGGAUGCCUACAGUGGGAACCUGUCAUACCACGUGGAGAGACUCAUGUCUUUCAGACCUGUCUACUGCGCUUCCCACCAGAGCAGUCGCAUGACCAUUUUCGAGAGGGAGAACUUCCUGGGCCGCUGUGUGGAGCUGUGUGACGACUACCCCUCUCUGCAGGCCAUGGGAUGGUGUAGUCCUGAAGUGGGCUCCAUGCAUGUGCAAUGCGGAGGCUGGGUGUGUUACGAGUUCCCAGGAUACAGGGGAAGGCAGUACAUCAUGGAGUGUGAGAGGCAUAGCGGAGACUAUCAGCACUGGAGGAACUGGGGAUCCCACAGCCAGACCCCUCAGAUCCAGUCCAUUCGCAGAAUCCAGCACUAAGAGCUCAGGUUCACCAGGGGACACUACACCGAUCACCCUGCCGCCCGAAAAACACACCUCACACAUACAUACUCUCACACUGUUUUUCCUAACGAGUGUCUUUUUAUUGCUAGGAACACAUAACAUCAUGUUUUACACGAGGGUGCCAAUCACAUUUCUGACUAUGACUAAUGUCUGGUGAUAAACAACACCCUCUGGAGGUGCUCUACACAACCAAUUCAAUCCAAAGCUAAGUUAGGCCAUAUCCCUGGAGGGGGACUGGCUGAGAGCAGCUCAGGUGUAAUGUGUAGGAGGAGGAC
Puntigrus tetrazona (Sumatra barb) is the source of this 971-nucleotide messenger RNA. RefSeq names its product crystallin, beta A1, like 1 (gene cryba1l1). The record is from RefSeq and is a predicted model, not a curated record. Gene Ontology annotation, biological process: visual perception; lens development in camera-type eye. Lineage: Eukaryota; Metazoa; Chordata; Actinopteri; Cypriniformes; Cyprinidae. The transcript is spliced from 5 exons. Bases 7 to 672 code for a protein of 221 amino acids. Gene Ontology annotation, molecular function: structural constituent of eye lens.